GCGCGCGGACGCCUUCCUUGUUAUUGUCUGACGGCGCCGGGACGUGUGUAAGAGCAUCGCCGUCGUAUCCGAUACAAUUUAAUUAGAUGACUGCUUGAUGACCCGAGUACGCUUCAUCCAAGCGAAAUUUAACAAUAAAUAUUAAAUUUGUGUACGAGGAAUCCGCUAACCGAAUUUUAAUCGGCGACAGAUGUGACUGUGAAUAUAACGCGAAAUGUUGGCGUCAGUUACCGGAAAGGGUGUUUGCCUUUGUACGAUUCUUUGGAUUCUUGACACUAAAGGUGUCUUCAGCUUGAAAAAUGUGACUCUUUCGAUUGAGCCAAGCGUGGUACAAUAUCGAAACACAUCUAAACUACGUUGUACAUACGACCUUGAAGGGGAUGCGUUGUAUACUGUUAAAUGGUAUAGAGGAAGUCUCGAAUUUUAUAGAUACACACCGUCGGAAAAGGAGAGGGAUAAAAGGAAACAAGCAUUUCCUUUUAAGGGAGUCACUAUAGACGUAGAUCGUUCUGAUUCCACGCAAGUGACGCUCAACGACAUCGACUUCGUCGUUUCCGGCGAAUUCUGCUGCGAAGUUACGACCGAGGAUUCGCACAUUCACGCGUUGAACAACUGCAAAUCGAUGGUAGUCGUGCAAUUGCCCGAGCAUCCACCAGAAAUAAGCGUAAGGGGAGAGCCCUUCGAUUACGGCGAUAUUUUACGAGCCAACUGUUCGUCGUAUCGGUCCAGACCUCCGGCCGACUUAACUUUGAUACUAAAUGGAAUUACGGUUAAUCAAACUGAGCCUUUGGCGCUGAGGAAGCUCCGCCCAACCGAUUAUAGCGACCUGCAACUGGAGCUGAAGCUAUCGGACCUGCAUUUUCAAGAAGGCCAAUUAAACCUGCAAUGCGUGGCUCAAGUAUCCUCAGUGUACCACGAAACAGUCGGGUUGGAAUUACAAAGUGUCAGGCACCCUGUGCCAGAGAAAGUGAGUGCUCCGAACACGGCUAGCGCGGCUUCCACAGCAAGCAGUCAGACAAUACCGCUGCGACUAUUUUGUUUUACGAUGCUUUGUUUUAAUGCAGAGUCUGUUAUUAAAAUUUUAAUAAAGACAAUCCCCGCUUCAUGCGUCACAUAUUAUACGGUAGUGGCCACGCCCGUUUGUGACUACACAGACAUUCGUAUAAAUUCCCUAGACAAAUUUUACGCUCUAAUCGUUGUUAUCAAUCUGAUUAAUAUCAAAAUGCCCCACAACGACAACCCCAAAUGA
Molecule: messenger RNA, 1249 nt
Organism: Cylas formicarius (sweet potato weevil)
Lineage: Eukaryota; Metazoa; Arthropoda; Insecta; Coleoptera; Brentidae
Exons: 7
Coding region: 215-1249 (344 amino acids)
Source: RefSeq, a predicted model, not a curated record